GAGGAGAGAAGAGAUGGAUGGUAGGACUCCUCUUCAACACUGUCUGUAUAUGGCCACGGAGCAUAAUUAUGUAGUUUGGAGGGACUUGGAUAGUGAGGAUCAGUUGACUAGAUUAUUGAUUGCGAAUCCAACUUCUAUCCAGAUGCUACGUUCGUGGCCCCAUGUUGUGUUGAUAGACACAACGUACAAAACGAAUAAGCAAAAGUGGCCCCUUUGCGAAAUCAUUGGAAUGACGCCAACGAAUCAUAAUUUCUUGGUUGCAUUAUGUUUGAUGCGAGAUGAGGCGGCUGUGUCUUAUUCUUGGGUGUUGGAGAGGUUGAGGGAUAUUUACGGGACAGUGCAGACGCCGGAUGUAAUCGUAACGGAUCGGGAUGAGGGUUUGUCUGCAGCUAUUCAUGCUGUCUUUCCAGAUGUACGACAUCUAUUAUGCGUAUGGCAUAUUGGCAAUGACGUGGAGAACAUGGUCGAUAAAUUGUGUGGCGGCAAGAAAAAUCAACAGGGCCAGUUAUUCAGGCAAACAAAAUGGAACCCCUUGGUUAACAGUAUGACGAUCGCCGAUUUUGAAAACAGAUGGGAAGGGAUUGUGUCCACUUGGUCGACUAGGAACCGGAGAGUCGUGCAAUAUUUGGCAGAAACAUGGAUUCCUCACAAAGAGAAAUUUGUGCGUGCGUGGACGAAUGAUUGUUUGCACUUGGGUAACCAGACUACCAGUCGAGUUGAAAGUCAACACUCUUCCUUCAAGUACUACUUGGGUAGCGGUAAUAGCUCAUUCGAUACGCUGUUUAAAAGGGCGCACGCACAAAUUAUGAAUCAACAAUCAAAAAUAAGACAAGCUCUUGAGGAAUCUAAGAAUUCCAUUUCAAGAACGUCGCGACUAAAUUUUCUACGACCGUUGUAUCGUCAUGUUUCUAUAUUUGCCUUGGAACUAUUGAUGAUGGAGCACAACCGGAUGCUAACCCUGGGCAGUUGUCUUUUAGAAAAAUGCGGUUGUGUCAUUCAAAAAACCCACGGAUUACCAUGCGCGUGUUACUGUUACUUGUCUAUCAGGUCUAAUGGUGCUUUGUACUUGGACGAUAUACAUCCGUUUUGGAAAACGUUAAAGUAUUUAGAUGCAGAAGAAGACGCGAACGAAGAAGUACGGCACGCAAACGCCGAUGAUAAAGAGUACUUUCAAUCGUUGGUGGAUGAAGUUUUAAAAUCCGACCCCUCAGUACUACGACGCGUCUCUCAGGUACUUGAACAUGAGCUGCACCCCGAUGGUGACGACAUACCUGAGCCCGAAGCAAGUCCACCGAGGAAAGGAAGACCAAUGACAAGCAGAACCUUGAGGAGAAACAAAAGUGCGUUUGAGUACAGUAGAUCAUCCUCAAGGGGUCGCGGAUCAAGAUCAUCAUCACGCGGGAGAUCCAGUGGUAGAUCAAGCAGCCGGUCGCAUCAAUCGUCAGUUGGAAUUAACUUCAGUUUCAACUUAUCAGAUGGUGCAGCAGGUCGUGAUUUUUCACUUUUUCCGUGGCCAGAUCACAUUCCAUUUAUUCUUCCGCCAUAUCUGUUUGAUUGGAUUGAUGUUAUAGGUGACGGUAAUUGUGGAUUUAGAGCUAUUGCCGCCACAGAGUUAGGGGGUGAGGAAGCAUGGCCUCUGUUACGACGUGCAAUGAGUUUGGAAAUGGAAACGCAUAGAGAACAAUAUGCACGCUUAUAUUUAUCAGCAGAUUCGGUGGAGGAAGCUAUAUUCAGAGUUGGUGCCCACAAUAAAGGACCUGCUCCGUACGAUCACUGGUUGGAAGCGACAACACUGUAUUCUGCAGCAACAUUUUCAAACAUAGCAAUUGCGUAUUAUGGCUCUGCGGAUGGUCAUCCAAUGUACAAUUGUUUAGUGCUUCCUUUAAGAAGAACAGGGGGAAUGCAUGGCGUAAAUAAACUUAUACAUAUUCUUUGGGUAAACGGGAAUCAUUAUGUUCAGCUUUUAAUGAACGAUGAUUCAUCUCCACUGCCGCCAGUCCAACAAAAUUGGAGAGCAGCUAACAAUUCAUGUGCAGAUUUAGAAAGACAAUAUCGUAAUAGGAUAUCACUUUGGAGUAGAAUGUGCAACAUACAACGACAACAGCAUAAUAACACCGCCGGAGACGCGGUGAAUUUAGAUUCUCCAUAG
Messenger RNA from Amaranthus tricolor (Joseph's coat), 2149 nucleotides. RefSeq names its product PKS-NRPS hybrid synthetase cheA-like. Bases 14 to 2149 code for a protein of 711 amino acids. The record is from RefSeq and is a predicted model, not a curated record. The transcript is spliced from 3 exons. Gene Ontology annotation, biological process: regulation of DNA-templated transcription. NCBI's taxonomy places the organism in Eukaryota, Viridiplantae, Streptophyta, Magnoliopsida, Caryophyllales, Amaranthaceae.